Molecule: messenger RNA, 1574 nt
Organism: Cylas formicarius (sweet potato weevil)
Lineage: Eukaryota; Metazoa; Arthropoda; Insecta; Coleoptera; Brentidae
Product: tryptophan 5-hydroxylase 1
Exons: 9
Coding region: 1-1572 (523 amino acids)
Biological process (GO): aromatic amino acid metabolic process; serotonin biosynthetic process
Cellular component (GO): neuron projection
Molecular function (GO): iron ion binding; tryptophan 5-monooxygenase activity
Source: RefSeq, a predicted model, not a curated record
AUGAGCGGUUCUGGGAAACCCCUCCUGGGUUUGUGGUUGUAUCGCAGCGGUGAGGAGUGGAGUUACAAGGAGGAGAGUCCGAUCGCUUUAAAAAACCUGUCUAAACCGACAUCGACGGAUCAGAAUUCGGCGACGGAAGUGGAAAAAAUUUCCAUUAUCUUCACCUUGAAAAACCAGGUGGGAGGUUUGGUACGGGCCCUUCAAGCUUUCCAGGAUUUGGGCAUCAGCGUCCAACACAUCGAGUCCCGCCCUUCCCAAACUGGCGACAACCAGGUGGACUUCCUGGUGGACAUCGAAUGUGAUCCCAAAAAACUGGAACAGCUUGGUCGCAUGCUUAAGAGAGAGGUGCUGACGAUGGUUAUUGGAAGUUACGGAACGGGGACAGAGGAGUUUCCACCUCCCACUCCAUUAUCCGCUACAACAAGCUUUGAUUUCGACGAAAUGCCGUGGUUUCCCAAAAAAAUAUCAGAACUGGAUAACGCGCAGAACGUUCUGAUGUACGGCAGCGAGUUGGACGCCGACCACCCCGGUUUCAAGGACCCCGUCUAUAGAAAGAGGAGGGAGCAGUUUUUCAGAAUCGCCAUGAACUACAAACACGGACAGCCCAUUCCGAAGGUCAAAUACACGGACGAAGAAGUGAAAACCUGGGGCGUGGUCUUACGCGAGCUGCACCGUCUUUAUCAGAGACACGCGUGUAAAGAAUACCUCGAGAACUGGCCGCAGCUCGUCAAAUACUGCGGCUACAGGGAGGACAACAUCCCGCAACUGCAAGACGUCAGCGCCUUCCUCAAACGCAAGACCGGCUUCCAGCUGAGACCGGUUGCCGGGUAUCUAAGUCCCAGAGAUUUCCUAUCAGGCCUCGCGUUUAGGGUUUUUCACUGCACCCAGUACAUAAGACACUCCUCAGAUCCGUUCUAUACGCCCGAACCCGACUGUUGCCACGAACUUUUGGGGCACAUGCCCCUCUUGGCGAACCCCAGCUUUGCGCAGUUCUCGCAAGAACUGGGACUCGCGUCUUUGGGUGCAUCCGAUGAAGACGUCAACAAAUUAGCAACGCUUUACUUCUUCACGGUAGAGUUCGGACUUUGCAAGCAGGACGGAGAACUCAAAGUCUACGGGGCGGGUUUGUUGAGCUCCGUCGCAGAAUUGGGCCACGCCAUCGAGAACGCAGAAACAAAAGUACGACGUUUCGACCCCGAUGAAACUUGGAAACAAGAGUGCAUCAUUACCGACUAUCAGCUUGGUUACUGGUACACCGACUCGUUCGAGGAAGCCAAAGAAAAAAUGAGAAAGUUCGCUGAAGAAAUUCAAAGGCCGUUCGGAAUCCGUUACAAUCCGUACACCCAGAGCGUCGAAGUGCUUAGUAACGCCCAGAAAAUCACUGCUGUGGUUUCCGAACUCAGGGGCGAUUUGUGCAUCGUCAACAGUGCUCUGAAGAAAAUCAGCGCCCGAGAUUCCACUUUGGACGUCAACAAAAUCGCCAAUCUUCUUCAGACCGGAUUGGUUACACGAGACGACAGCGAAAACGGAUCCGAUUUACCGAACGAAACCACUGACAAACCUAAAAUCUAACU